CAACACACAUUUGCCAUUAUGGAUAAACUUAACUACAGCAAAUGUCCUUUGAAAAAGCGACCCAUCAUGAUGGUGAAAAAGGAAUAUAUGGAUACCACAGAUAUUGGACUUGAUCAUGAUGAAGGUCCUGUGGAUUUGAGCAAAGCCUCCAGUACGCUCCCCACCACAUUCAUACCCAAAUAUGAACAGGAUGAUGUGGUGCCCGUCUCGCCCUUGGAUUUACAAGCCAAAUUCAAUGCCCAAAGCAAAGAAGAUUUGGCCCGACGCAUUUGGGAAGAGACACGUGAAAUUGCUCGUGCCUUUCCCGAUGUUUUCACCAAAGAGGAAAUUGCUCGCAGCUUGGCCCGUUUGGGUUAUGGUGAAUUCCCCUUUCCUCAAACCAAUAACGAGACCGAGGAAAUAUCUAAAACACCCUCACCACCACCACAACCAGCCAUGCCAACACCAGACAGUUUUUAUGGUGCCACAAUUAAACAGGAACCUCAGGAAAAUUCCUAUGCCAUAAUCAAUGACUCUCCAGCCGCACAACCCUUGAAUGGCCUAAGGAAUUUCAAUAAUAACUUAAUGAAAAGUAUUGCCGAAUAUGAGGAUUGUUUAAGGCCACAAAAUUUCUCAAGAGAAACCUCACCAAAACCCCUGCAAGACAGUGAACCAUAUGCUGCCACAGCCUAUGAACCCGAAGAUUUAUCGUACAGGCCACAAAUACAGCCAGCCAAGAAGGUGUUGGGAGAAAAUGUGAAUUUACACAAUGUGGCCCGCGCCUUACUGGGUCUACAGAAUUUCAAGCCAGAAGUCAAUCCACUUACACAAAACUCCAAUAACAUCAUGAACAACAACAGCACCACCAACACCGGUGAGAUUUUGAAACCCCUUGCCAAUGGUAAUCUCAAUUUGAAAUUGAAAACCUCCAAUGAUUUGUAUUAUCAAUGCCAGCAGUGCAACAAAUGUUAUGCCACCUAUGCCGGCUUGGUGAAACAUCAACAAAGUCAUGCCUUUGAAAGCACGGAAUAUAAAAUCAUACGCAGCAAUCCAGAGGGUGGUUCCAUUACUCAUGAUUCUACGGAAUUUACGACAGAUCAAGCUGCUGCCCUCAUACAAGCCUCCGCCCUGGCCUCAUCACAGUCGAUGCAAAAACCCGUGGGUGUACCCCGCUAUCAUUGCAAUGAUUGUGGCAAAUCCUAUUCCACCUUUUCGGGCCUGACAAAACAUCAACAAUUCCAUUGCCCUGCUGCUGAGGGCAAUCAAGUGAAAAAGGUUUUCAAUUGCAAGAACUGUGAUAAAACCUAUGUGUCCUUGGGUGCUCUGAAAAUGCACAUUCGCACUCACACCUUACCUUGCAAAUGUCCGAUAUGUGGCAAAGCCUUCUCCCGUCCAUGGCUGUUGCAGGGACACAUACGCACCCAUACGGGAGAGAAACCCUUUAGCUGCCAACAUUGCAACCGUGCCUUUGCCGAUCGUUCAAAUCUACGCGCCCAUAUGCAAACUCAUUCCGAUGUUAAGAAAUAUUCCUGUCCAACCUGCACGAAAUCCUUCUCACGUAUGUCCUUGUUGGGUAAACAUUUACAAAAUGGUUGUCAAUCAUCAUCGCCACCUCAUAGUGGUAAUGAGUCCUCGGCAUCGCUAUCUCCCACUCACACUCCAUCGACAGAGACUGUUAUUGCUGGUGGGUUCAAUCAACAGCAAUUGCAACAACAUUUACAAGAAUUACAACAGCAGCAACAACAACACAAUUUCUUGCAACAACAUGGUAAUCAUUCUCCCAUCUAUGAUGAAAAUAUGAAUCCUGCCAACAACCAGCAGUCUGGUGAACAACAGCCGCAGCAGCGUAUUUAUUAUGCCGGCAGUGUUGAUAGCAGUGAUCAGGACACCGAAGAAGAUUAUCAAAUGCAGGAAAAUGUCCAUCCGCUAAUACAUCAAAUGAGUGAUUAUUAGG
Messenger RNA from Musca vetustissima, 1933 nucleotides. It is a transcript of the gene wor, whose product is annotated as zinc finger protein 184. Gene Ontology annotation, molecular function: DNA-binding transcription factor activity, RNA polymerase II-specific; RNA polymerase II cis-regulatory region sequence-specific DNA binding. The record is from RefSeq and is a predicted model, not a curated record. Bases 19 to 1932 code for a protein of 637 amino acids. The transcript has 2 exons. Gene Ontology annotation, biological process: regulation of DNA-templated transcription. NCBI's taxonomy places the organism in Eukaryota, Metazoa, Arthropoda, Insecta, Diptera, Muscidae.